CAGCGGCAGCAGCAGCUUCAGCGGGCGGAGGCGGAGGGCGUGAGCCGCGCAAGGGCGGGCCAGGCGCCUUCUUCCCGCAGAACUGCCUCCCUUGCCCCCAUGGCUACCCGGGUGUUGAGCAUGAGCGCUCGCCUAGGGCCCGAGGAGCCCGUCUUCGCGCAGCUCAAGCCGGUGUUGGGAGGCCGGGAAGGCUCGAUUUUCGCUCCGCCGGCUCCAGAAGAGCUCAAGCCGCCGCCGGCUCCUCCACAGCCGCCGAGCGGGGCCCGGAUGCCCGGAGAAGAGAUGGUGCAGACCCGAUGCGAGAUGGAUAAAUAUUUGACCCAGCAGCUGCCUCCCUUGCCCCCACUCCCCGAGCACAAAAAGUACCGGCGGGACAGUGCCUCGGUAGUGGAUCAGUUCUUCACCAAUGGUGACGGGGUGCCUUACAGCGUCAACAUGAACCUCUACCUGCCUGAUCUGUCUCAGCUGAGGACGGGCCUCUUCAAAGCCCCCAGAGGUCCCGCAACCCACAUCAAGACGGAGCCGGUCGGUGCCUUCAACCACCAGAGUGAGGCCUCUCCUGGGGUCCCCAGCUCUGCCCAGGCUCUCCCUGAGUUUACAAGCAUCUUCAGCCCCCACCAGGCGCCGGAUGUGAACAGCCUCUUCAUCAAGCAGGAGAUGUCUGCCUCAGAUCUGGGCCUCUCUGUGCCUGGGCCCCAGCAGGGCCAGCUGUACCAGCUCCUCAGCUCCCCCGAUUUAGACCUGCCGAAUGCCACGGGCCUGGACUCCCUUAGCAACGUCUCCCUGUCUUCCUCCAUGACGGGCCUCAACACCGUCUCUCCCGUCAUGUCCCAGACCUCCAUGAAACAGUUCCACGGGGUGCCUCCCUGCACGUACACCAUGCCCGGCCAGUUUCUGCAGCAGCCAGCCACCUACUUCCCCCCUUCCCCCCCAAGCUCGGAACCUGGCAGCCCUGACCGGCAGGUGGAAAUGAUGCAGAAUUUAACCCCGCCACCAUCUUACGCUGCCACCAUCGCUUCCAAGUUGGCCAUCCACAACCCGACCUUGAACGCGAGCAUCCCCAUGAAUUCGCCGAGCAUCCCAACCGUCAGAUAUAAUCGGAGGAGUAACCCCGACUUGGAGAAGAGGCGGAUUCAUUACUGUGACUACCCUGGUUGCACUAAAGUGUACACGAAAUCGUCCCACUUAAAAGCACACCUGCGAACUCACACUGGAGAGAAGCCAUACAAAUGCACUUGGGAAGGAUGUGACUGGAGAUUUGCUCGCUCGGACGAGUUGACCCGCCACUACCGGAAGCACACGGGUGCCAAGCCCUUCCAGUGCGCUGUCUGCAGCCGCAGCUUCUCUCGCUCCGAUCACCUGGCCCUGCACAUGAAGCGCCACCAGAACUGAGCUGCGUCUUCACGAGGCAGUGGGCACCUAUGCAACAUGCGGGCGACCCAAGUAUACCCACCCGCCUUCCACUAGAAAUAGCUAAGGGUUUGCCUGCGUACGAACUCUUCCUUUUUAGAAGCAGGAAAAUAAUAAUAAUAAUAAUAAUAAUGAGGCUAGAAGAAACUGGAAAUGUAUAUUUUGUAUAUUUAUGAGGAAACAGGGAAGACACUGUCCAGAGAGACACGGAUUGUUUUACUGCUUUAAUGCCCUGUGACUUUACUCUUUGUAUCUGGGACUUAGUCCUACAGGUUUCAUCUCAGGGCUGCCUGUCAUGAUGUUUUGCAGAUUGGGGUUGGGUGGUUCUGGGUAGGCAAAAAAGGGUCUCUCCAAUUUGAUCCUGUGGCCCUAGGCCGCUCCAUGAUGGAGCAGCACCAUGGGUCUUCAAGUCGCAGUUCUUCUGCACAACGGCUGUGCAGGCCCAUACAUCCAUUUCAGCCAUAAAUGUGUUGCCAGAAUAAAAUUGAAUCAAAAGAAUAAGCGGCAGUGCUUCACUGCUUCUUUCACUCUCCUUGUCCCUCUUGCUCUGGGAGAGUAGAAAGAAAGAGAAAAAGAGAUCAUUUGAUCCAGCAGAUCCUGAUUUCUUUG
Messenger RNA from Pseudonaja textilis, 2019 nucleotides. RefSeq names its product KLF transcription factor 5 (gene KLF5). Gene Ontology annotation, molecular function: RNA polymerase II cis-regulatory region sequence-specific DNA binding; DNA-binding transcription factor activity, RNA polymerase II-specific. NCBI's taxonomy places the organism in Eukaryota, Metazoa, Chordata, Lepidosauria, Squamata, Elapidae. The record is from RefSeq and is a predicted model, not a curated record. Gene Ontology annotation, biological process: regulation of transcription by RNA polymerase II.